Messenger RNA from Carlito syrichta (Philippine tarsier), 601 nucleotides. RefSeq names its product agouti related neuropeptide (gene AGRP). Gene Ontology annotation, biological process: adult feeding behavior; positive regulation of feeding behavior; neuropeptide signaling pathway. Bases 144 to 542 code for a protein of 132 amino acids. The transcript has 4 exons. Gene Ontology annotation, cellular component: extracellular region. Gene Ontology annotation, molecular function: neuropeptide hormone activity; type 1 melanocortin receptor binding. The record is from RefSeq and is a predicted model, not a curated record. Lineage: Eukaryota; Metazoa; Chordata; Mammalia; Primates; Tarsiidae.
UGUGCCCCCACCCUCCUGGAGAGCCCUGCAUGCCCCGGCUGCAGGCAGCAGUCACGUGCAGGCCCUUCAUUAGGCCGUGCCAUAUAAGCCGAGGGCACUGAGCGGCUGGAAACUCUCUAGCAAGGGUCCAGCAAGCAGAGGCCAUGCUGACUGCAGUGCUGCUGACCUGUGUCCUGCUAUUGGCACUGCCCGUUAUGCAGGGGGCCCAGAUGGGCUUGGCCCCCCUAGAGGGCAUCAGAAGGCCUGACCAGGCCUUGUUCCCAGAGCUCUCAGGUCUGCGCCUUCCAGCCCCACUGAAGAAGACAUCUGCAGAACAAGCAGAAGAAGCUCUGUUGCAGGAGGCCGAGGCUUUGGCAGAGGUGCUAGACGCGCAGGACCGUGAGCCCCGCUCCCCGCGUCGCUGCGUACGGCUGCACGAAUCCUGCCUGGGACAGCAGGUACCGUGCUGCGACCCGUGCGCCACAUGCUACUGCCGCUUCUUCAAUGCCUUCUGCUACUGCCGAAAGCUGGGUACUGCCAUGAACCCCUGCAGCCGCACCUAGCUGGCCGAUGUCGGGGUCGGGGUUGGGGCAGGGAAACGCGAAUAAAGGAUGGGACUAAC